Molecule: messenger RNA, 1176 nt
Organism: Rotaria socialis
Lineage: Eukaryota; Metazoa; Rotifera; Eurotatoria; Philodinida; Philodinidae
Source: the annotation of a GenBank genome assembly
AUGGACUAUUCACAGCAGCUGAAUACCUUUCUACUUUUUACGAUUGAUGAUGUGCAACAAAUUUAUUUGCCUGCAAGUUUAGCGUUAGUAGCUCUUUAUUUUCCAAUUUUUCUUCUUUCAAUAUUCAACUUUUGGAUUACAAAAAUAUCCAAAUGGAUUCUUACGAUUCCCAUUGUUGUCUAUCUUCUAUUUAUUCCAUGUUGUCAACCAUUUUGUUCGAUACCAGUGUAUAGCACAUGUAUUGCAAGUGUUGCAGUUUAUUAUGCACAAAAAGUCUGUGAAUGGCUGUUGGUUCGACGAAAAGAAUUUAAUUACUGGUCAUUUUUUGAUAUUCAACAUGAAUUAUUCUAUUAUCGUGUUUAUACAUUACCGAUAAGUGUAAAGAAAAUUAAGAAAAAAAAAAUUAAAAAAGAAAUUAUCUUCACGGGGUCGAUACAAUUCGAUAAACAAUUUAAAUCAUUAGUAUAUCUAUCAUGUAAAAUAAUUCAAUACUAUCUACUUAUUGAUCUGACUAUUUUUAUUGUCAAUCAAGUUUUUAGUAUCGAUUUUUAUCACAAUUAUUAUGAAAAAGUUUUACUAAUACAAAUUAUUAUCAACCAAUUGAGUGGUUGCAUGGUGUAUUAUUUUUUUAUGAUGAAUUAUGAUAUACUUCGUUAUGCACUUUGUUUAAUAUUGAAUCGGCCACUUAAAUUAAUGCCUGAACUAUUUCAACAGCCCUAUCUAGCAAAAUCACCUUCGGAUUUCUGGUCAAGAUGGCAUCAAAUAUACAAAGAUACUUGGAUUGAACUCAUCUUUAAACCAACAACAAGAUUUAUUAUUUAUUGUUGGCCGAAUACACCGAAGUUUAUUGUCAAUGGUAUUUCAUGUCUGUGCAUUUUCUUGUUCUCUGGUAUUGUGCAUGAAUAUUCUAUUUAUGUAACUUCUAAAAGCUUCACUGGCAGUCAAAUAACAUUUUUCCUUCUCCAAGGUUUAGCUGUUUGUAUUGAACACAUCCUUAAACGUCAAUUUCGUGGAGUGAAUAUCCCAAAAUCAGUCAGUUUUCUACUCACAUUUAUAUUUAAUGGUAUGACAGCACGUUAUUUUAUGCAACCAUGGAUACCGUAUUUUGUUCAAAAACAAGCAUUUAAAUAUUCACUAAUGAAUUUAAUUAUACGAACUUUAUCUGAUGAAUAUUAA